GCGCUGGUACAGGAAGCCUAAUUUUGCAAACAGCUGUAAAGUAACCCAAUCUCUGAAAAUGGUCUACAAGGUGAUUUUCCUUCUGGCUUUUUUUGGAGUUGCGUCUUCCUGGCACCUAGAUAAACGAAAGUGCGACCCAGAGAGACAAAGUGAAAAACCAACUCUUUGCUCAAAUUACAGAAACAUUGAACAUCUUUAUAACAGCCAGAAACAUACUGAAGAGAAACAAAUGAUGCUGGAAAAAAGGAUUGAGGCUAUAGAAGGUAAGACCAGCAAUAUCAGUGCGCUUGAAAUCCUAGUGGAAAACCUUUCAAGUGCACUAAAGGACCUUGAAAUGAUGAAGUCACAAAGUGAGAUGGAAUUCAAAGACACAAAGGCGCAGCUGGCGAAACACAAAUCUGACAUAGCGAGUCUGAAGAGAGAGAUCCGAGAACUGGUUGAACACAGGGAAAUAGUUGGGGGAAACUUCAGUCAGAUUGAAGAUAAACUUGAUACAACUGAGAGGCAGUUGAGGGCAAAAAAAGCCAGGCUUGAAAAAGUUGAGACAGAAACCAAGGCUGCGUUCAGUGAGACAAAGAGGCUCCUGAAUCAAUAUCGGAAUGAACUUUCCAACCUUAACACGACGGCUCAGGAGCUUGAAGGCAAAGUCGAAGCCCGACUGGAUGGCACGAAGAUGGAACUUGAAGCUAAGCUGGAGAAAAUACAAAACAACAGUGAAGCUUUCGGCGCAAAACUUAAGGAGCAAAAAGCUGAAGUUGAUGAAUUUAAGGAAGAAACUGACAGCAAAUUCAGUAAUGUUGAUGGACAGCUGAGAGAACAAAAAACUACAGCGGACAAGCAGAAGGCUGAAAUCGGCACUCUCAAGAGCGACACUGAAGGAAUAAAAACCAGACUGGGGUCAACUGAGAAAAAAGCUGACAAACAAAAUGAACUCAAACUAGAGGUGGACAGAAUUAAAGCAGAAGUCAGUGCUAAGGUAGCAUUCUCUGCAACUAUAACCGCAUCUCCUAAUGUGUUCACCGGACCAGCCAACACCAGGAAUAUUCUGAUCUUUAACAAAGUCCUAACAAACAUUGGCAACGCUUACAACUCUAAAACAGGCCUCUUCACUGCUCCACUGAAUGGGGUUUACCACUUCUCAUUCAUGACUUUUGGCUACAGCUGCUACACUUCAGGAGCCAUCCUGGUGAAGAAUGGGCAUCACCAAGUGAGCACCUGGGAAUUCAAAGGACCGGAUACCAGCGACACCACCAGCAACACAGUCAUUCUUGAACUGAAGGCCGAAGAGACGGUGAACAUCAUACUAUGGUGGGGUGGAAAAAUACAUUCAAGUGUCUUCACUGGGUUCCUCAUCUUCCCGUCGUAGAUUUUUGGGGUUAAGAAUUAAGAUGCUUUUAGAAGAUGUUCUUAUUUAAGGACACAUGCUUUUUGUCUCGUUUUCUUCUUUAAUUGUAAUUGUCCUGAGAAUGCUUUCACUUAUUAUGCUACACUAUUGAAAUCCAAAAAGAUAAGAAUCUAUUGUUUUUUUUAUAUGAAUAAAUGAAUGUGAAAAAAUUAUUUAACACAGGAUUAAUUUAAGGCUCAUAUACCAGCUGAGAGAGAGGACAGUUUGUGUUUACUUCCUGCACCAAAAUGACGAGGUGUAUGGGCCUGGACCUUAAAAUAUUACAAUCCACCCAUAGAAUCAGGUGGAUUAAUGGCCCCCCUGAAGAUGAAAGGGUGUGUUUGUUAUAUAAUUUUGGUGAAACUGAAGUUUAUAAUUAUGAUGAAUUAAUGGCUAUAAUUAAUGGUAAGAUGAUUCUGUGGCACAUUUUAUCUGUAGGGCUUGUAGAGAAGAGACAAAUUGCAAUAUAAUGCUAUAUG
This is a messenger RNA of Morone saxatilis (striped sea-bass), 1863 nucleotides long. Its product is annotated as filament-like plant protein 1. Bases 59 to 1366 code for a protein of 435 amino acids. The transcript has 5 exons. Lineage: Eukaryota; Metazoa; Chordata; Actinopteri; Moronidae. The record is from RefSeq and is a predicted model, not a curated record. Gene Ontology annotation, molecular function: protein binding.